UUUUGGUCGUGGCCGAUGCUGCGCGAUCAUGAUGAGUCAAUCACGGAAAUUUACCCAAUUUUUUGAACUGCCAAAAGUCAUUGCUGCUGAAUUGCCAAAUUCCAACAACAUGUUUGCUAAACGACUCUGCACACAUCGACAGAGACUUUUCAACCCCUUCCCUUCGCACAUAUCUCGUCGAUUCCUCCAAGUACCUGUCAACCAAGUCAAACGAGGGGCGGUCAUUGAGCUGCGAGACAGAAUAUGGGUGGUAAACAAUUACACACACCACACUCAGGGGCGAGGAGGAGCACACUACAAGUUUGAUUUGCGGGAUGUAACUGGAUCUGGGAAGGCGUUGGAGAGGUUUAAUUCCGGACAGACGGUGGAAGUUGUUGAGCUGGAUACAAAAGAGCUGCAGUUCUUGUACCUAGAUGACCAAGAGCUGCACUUGCUAGACAAUGAAACCUUUGAAGAGCAUGCCUUUCCACUUGGUAUUUUCAAUGGCGGUGACAAAGCGAUACCGUUUCUGCAAGACGGAAUGCGGAUUGAAGUCGAUUUUCAUGAAACAAAGCCCGUGGUCGUAAAGAUGCCAGAGCGAGGUACUUACACCGUGGUGGACACUCCACCUGUUGCGUCGAGCGGAACUAACGAGAGCAAGGGCACCAUGUUCAAAGAUGCGACCUUGGAUUCUGGGGCUCAUGUUAUGGUCCCAGAAUUUGUCAACAUUAGAGAUAAGAUUGUAGUAGAUCUUGGAGAGUACAGAUAUGUUACGAGAGCCAAAUAGAUGAUGGGACAGUUGAGAUGGGAACACCAAUCUCAAGCAUGCGGUUUUCAAAAAGUUCACAAUUGUUCAAAGUGGGUGACAUACGGCGAAGAUCAGUAAACGUAUUACAAUAUUCUCUGUUAAAACUGAUGAUGAUAAUUGACUUGCGAUACAAAAUUUAAAAGAAUAUCUAGCACAAAACAACUACUUGCUAGAUUUGCUCCCUUCACUGACAGGCUCGCGAUAAACUACGACUGGAACCUUGGAAUGGCUUAGGACAUAACUGCUUACGCUACCCAU
Molecule: messenger RNA, 1045 nt
Organism: Spizellomyces punctatus DAOM BR117
Lineage: Eukaryota; Fungi; Chytridiomycota; Chytridiomycetes; Spizellomycetales; Spizellomycetaceae
Product: translation elongation factor P
Exons: 3
Coding region: 29-766 (245 amino acids)
Biological process (GO): translational elongation; peptide biosynthetic process
Cellular component (GO): cytoplasm
Molecular function (GO): translation elongation factor activity
Source: RefSeq, a predicted model, not a curated record